Ostertagia ostertagi is the source of this 318-nucleotide messenger RNA. The record is from the annotation of a GenBank genome assembly. Lineage: Eukaryota; Metazoa; Nematoda; Chromadorea; Rhabditida; Trichostrongylidae.
AUGCCGAAGACAAGUGGCUUGUCACGUCUGCAAUUCAAUGCGAUGAAGACGGUAAAACUCAAACGGGCGGCGAUUCUUGCCAGUGGCGCCGUAAUUUUCAUCCUACUGUGCGUUAUCACCUCUUUGCCCGCUUCCGAGAAUCAACGCCCCGCAAGGGCGAUUAGACCAGGAAGGCUAUUACCGAUUCGACCACUAACAAAGGCGGCGCACACACAGGCCAUAUUUGGAGGAGCAUCGAUGCCGGCGACCAUCGUUGACGCUGCUGAUACGCUUUGGAUCAUGGACUUGAAGGAGGAAUACAAAGAGGUCCUUAAUUGA